Molecule: messenger RNA, 1425 nt
Organism: Ceraceosorus guamensis
Lineage: Eukaryota; Fungi; Basidiomycota; Exobasidiomycetes; Ceraceosorales; Ceraceosoraceae
Exons: 5
Coding region: 1-1425 (474 amino acids)
Source: RefSeq, a predicted model, not a curated record
AUGCAAUUCCCGCAGCCCCAAGUGCCAGGCCAGGACGGCCCAGGCGGCUACCAGAAUCAAGCACCGCACCCACCCGCCGGAUCUAACGCCCCCUACCCACCUCCAACUCCCCCCAGCGGUGGCUAUCCAUCUUACGCUCCUCCUUCCUAUGACCAACCUGGUCAGUCACAAAGCUCCUACCCACCUCCCCGAGCUCCUCAAAGGCGCACGACGAUCGAUGACCGCGGGCCCGUCAAUGUCGACCCUACGACGAAGCCGGCCCCUUCUACCGACGAAGACUCGGCCGCAGACGCAUCGCUUGGGAAAAUGGAGCUCGACGCUUCUCAAGAUGUCAAACCUCCAGCUUACUUUAGUGGCAAGACUGUGUUCGAUGAUGGCAAUUUCAGGUCCGUCGAUGCUGUUGGCAAGUGGCCGCCGACGACGAACGGAGAAGCUCUGGAGCCGACGUUGAAGUCCUGGUUGACGCAGAUGGGCGAGUACCUCAAGCACAAUCCGCAACACAUCUACAAGCUCACGCACAAGGACGUAUUUGCUCUCAAGGACUCUGACCUGUUAGACUACAAGUCUUUGGUCGAGAUGGGUCUUCGCAGCUGGUACACUGCAUUCUUUCACGAAGAAGAGCGCAAAAAGUGGCAGAAUCCGCUUGAGGAGUUGCAAGCCGAGACACUUCCUCGUGUCGAGGGUCAGAGCGAUGAGCUGAAUCAGGACGCUCUGGAUUGGAACAGCUGGAACAUGGCCUUCAGAUACUCUUUUAGUGCCAAGUUUAAAGGUGGAAAGGGGGUAGACUUGUUCAAAGGCUCGCCAAUCUCGGAGAUGGGCAAACCUGUGUGGAGGUGGAAGCAGAAAGACUUUGCCGCAAGGGAACAAGAAGGAGAGAAGAGAGAGGUUCAGAUGGUCUAUCGAAGAGAAACGCUACGAGACGAGCUGAAGUUUCCGUGGAAGGGCAAGCAGUAUGUUUGGGAGUCCAAUCAACCUCACGUUGAAAGGAAGGCAUACCGUGCAUUCAAGCGCUCUUUUGCAGGAGCGAGGUGGGAUGCUACGACCGUGGGCUUGUACGAAGAGAGUCCUCGUAGACUGGUGGGCUGGUUCCGCUUCCUAGAAGAAAAGGCUGCUCGUGAAAAGGACUACACCCUCGAUAUUCUUGACCCUACACUGGACCAAGCCAUUGUGUUUGUGACAUUUUCGGCAUUCUGGCGUCAGGCGUGGGCAUGGAUGUUACAUGGCUACGGCUCCACAAGUGUCACUGCCACGCUUCCGACUUAUAAGAAGUUGUUGAAUGAUCCUGGAGCCCAGCAUACUUACGGUGUUUUGACACUGGAAAAGUACCAGGAGGCGGAGGAGAUCGCAAGGAAGGAAUCCACGUCAUACUCCCAGACAGGCGAUAACGGAGCUUCGGCCGUGGUUGCCGCCAUAUCCAGCUUCUGA